AUGUCACCUCAAAUAUUUCUGUUUUUGUUGACAAUAGCCACGUACACCGACCAGGCCCGCAUCAUAACUACGCUAAAAUAUUCCACAUUUCGCGUGUCCCCUAAAAUAGUUCACGGGAGCCCCGUCUCUAAGGGCCAAGUGCCAUAUCUAGUGUCCAUAAAGGAGCCUUCAGUCAACGUCAGCCAGGCGAAGAAAUUGUGGACAAAUCUGUGUGGUGGAAGUAUCAUCACGCCAUCUAAAGUAUUGACAGCAGCGCACUGCUUUGAAGCUAAUCAGUUCUUCUACGCCACAAACUUUAGUUUGUUGAGAGUCGUAGCUGGGAACUUGCACAAUCAUUUGAUUGAUUCAGGUCGCACGUCAACAUCAGAUAAAUCUCAAUGGCGGAUAAUGAGUAAAGUAGUGCUACAUCAAAACUUCAAUUUUCCCCUCAACGACAUUGCACUCGUGUUCGUCGACACACCAUUUGUGUUCUCAGAAACAGUCAACUACGUAAUACCCGCGAGGGCAAUAACGGAUUACCCCAAAACUUGUAUCGCGGCUGGGUUCGGCGAGACACAGCAUGGAUCUAAUACGUCACGUAAAUUAUUAUGGACAGACAUCUCUGUACUAUCGAGAGCCCAGUGCGACUUUUGGUGGGAGAUGGAAAUGAAUGAUUUCAUCUGCACUAACUCCCAAGCUUCCGACGUAGGAGCUGGAGACUCGGGAGGACCUUUAGCCUGCUACGGGACUACCGACCCUACGGAACAGAAGGGCAAAGACCUCCUUGUGGGCAUUGUCAGCGGUAAAAACUUUGAUAAAACUACAUUGUUCACCAGAGUGGCUGCCUUCGACACAUGGUUGCAAAAUGAAGGGCAGACGAGUAUCGCCUGUAUUUGUAAACCUUCAAAAAUUGUUUUGAGUUUUGCUAUUAUACUGUCUUAUAUACGUUUAUUGAUUCUAUUUAUUUUUUGGAGUUAA
Messenger RNA from Spodoptera exigua (beet armyworm), 957 nucleotides. NCBI's taxonomy places the organism in Eukaryota, Metazoa, Arthropoda, Insecta, Lepidoptera, Noctuidae. The record is from the annotation of a GenBank genome assembly.